AAAUUCAUCACCAAUUCUAACUCAACCAUUCACCUCUCUCUCUCUCUCUCUGCGACUGCUGGUGCGCCAGAGUUUGAGAGACCUUGUUACUAUUCAGCCGGUGCACCAUUUCCCCGGAAAUCGGAGACCGAGGAUCAUGACGCAACAGCCACCGCCUCCUCCUCCGCCACUGUCUGCUUCGGAAGGAACCGCUCCGCAGGGUGUGCAGGUCAGGUGCGCGGGUUGCCGGAUGAUACUGAGCGUGGGGAGGGGAGUGAUGCAGUUCUCUUGCCCUACCUGCCACUUGCCCCAGAUGCUCCCUCCCGAGCUCACCACCCCCGCCAAUCCUCCUCCUAACUACAAUUCUUCCGAUAACACUACCCCCAACAGAGUCCCCCAAUUGAAGCCAGCCCACGGCAUCGAUCCCACCAAGAUCCAGCUUCCUUGCGCUCACUGCAAGGCCCUCCUCAACGUCCCCCAUGGCCUCUCUCGCUUCAAGUGCCCUCAGUGCGACACCGACCUCGCUGUCAAGCAGCCUUUUCUUCCUCUUCCUCCUCCUCCUCCUGAGGACGUCAACGAGGUGGCCAUUGAAGUGGAGCGCGAAGAAGAUGAAGGUGGGAUGUUGGGAGAAACUUUUACAGACUACCGACCUCUCAAAUUAUCCAUUGGACCUCCUCAUCCGGAUCCAGUUGUUGAGACAUCAUCGUUAUCUGCAGUUCAACCUCCCGAGCCUACGUACGACAUGAAAAUUAGGGAUAAGUUGGAGACCUCAAAGGUCUUGUCAUGCUUGCAAAUCGAGACACUGGUCUACGCUUGUCAGAGACACCUUCAGCACCUGGCCAAUGGCAUUAGGGCUGGAUUUUUUGUUGGAGAUGGAGCUGGUGUGGGUAAAGGUCGAACUAUUGCUGGGUUAAUAUGGGAAAAUUGGCAUCAAGGAAGAAAAAAAGCGCUGUGGAUAUCUGUUGGUUCUGACUUGAAGUACGACGCCAGAAGAGAUCUGGAUGACGUAGGUGCAACUUGUGUUGAAGUGCACGCUCUGAACAAGCUUCCUUAUUCAAAGCUCGAUUCCAAGUCUGUUGGGGUGAGAGAAGGGGUAGUGUUUAUGACAUAUAGCAGCCUUAUAGCAUCUUCUGAGAAAGGACGGUCUCGUCUGCAGCAGCUUGUACAGUGGUGCGGACCUGAAUUUGAUGGGCUCGUCAUAUUUGAUGAGUGCCACAAGGCCAAGAAUUUGGUGCCUGAAGCUGGAAGCCAAUCAACACGAACAGGUGAAGCAGUUCUUGAGAUUCAGGCCCGACUUCCUGAAGCUCGUGUCAUUUAUUGCUCUGCAACUGGUGCAUCUGAACCCCGCAACAUGGGUUACAUGGUGCGCCUUGGACUUUGGGGAGCUGGAACAUGCUUUUCGGAUUUUAGGGAAUUCUUGGUUACUCUUGAGAAGGGUGGUGUUGGGGCCCUAGAACUUGUUGCAAUGGACAUGAAAGCAAGGGGUAUGUAUGUGUGCCGUACACUUAGCUAUGAAGGCUCGGAAUUUGAAAUUGUGGAGGCACCUCUUGAAGAAAAUAUGAUGGACAUGUAUAAAAAGGCAGCGGAGUUUUGGGCUGAGUUGCGAGUGGAACUGCUGACAGCAAGUUCCUUUCUCACUGAUGAAAAACCAAAUACCAGUCAAUUGUGGAGAUUGUAUUGGGCAAGCCAUCAGAGAUUCUUUAGACACAUGUGUAUGUCCGCAAAGGUGCCUGCAGUUGUGAGAUUAGCGAAGCAGGCAUUGAUAGAAGAUAAGUGUGUUGUUAUUGGCCUCCAAAGCACUGGAGAGGCAAGGACUGAGGAAGCUAUCACAAAAUAUGGUCUUGAACUUGAUGAUUUUGUUUCGGGUCCUCGAGAACUGUUGCUGAAAUUUGUUGAAGAAAAUUAUCCUCUGCCUGAAAAACCCGAACCUCUAUCAGGAGAGGAAAGUGUGAAGGAACUUCAAAGGAAGAGGCAUUCAGCCAGACCUGAUGUGUCAAUAAAAGGAAGAGUCAGGAAGGUUGCAAAAUGGCAGCCUGCUAGUGAUGAUGAAAGUGAUGAAGAUGAUGAUUUAGCUGAUUCCGCACAUGACUCGGCUGAAUCUGAUGAUGAGUUUCAAAUCUGUGGAAUAUGCAAUGGCGAAGAGGGAAGGAAGAAGUUGCUUCAGUGUUCGUGCUGUGGUCAACUGGUUCAUCCUGCUUGUCUUGUCCCGCCUAUGGAAGACAUAGUAUCUGAAGAAUGGUCGUGUCACUCAUGCAAGCAAAAGACAGAAGAAUAUCUUCAAGCUAGACAUGUAUACGUCCAAGAACUUUUGAAGAGGUAUGAAGCAGCUUUGGAGCGGAAAGCAAAAAUUCUGGAGAUAAUACGUUCACUGGAUCUUCCAAAUAACCCUCUAGAUGACAUCAUUGAUCAGCUUGGAGGCCCUGAUAAAGUUGCAGAAAUGACUGGAAGGCGAGGAAUGCUUGUUAGGGCCUCCAGUGGGAAAGGUGUUACUUAUCAGGCACGUAACACGAAAGAAGUCACGAUGGAGAUGGUCAACAUGCAUGAAAAGCAGCUCUUUAUGGAUGGUAAGAAGUUGGUGGCUAUAAUCUCUGAGGCUGGAUCUGCUGGUGUUUCUUUGCAGGCAGAUAGAAGAGCAUUAAAUCAGAAAAGAAGGGUGCAUUUGACGUUGGAACUUCCUUGGAGUGCUGAUCGGGCAAUUCAACAAUUCGGCAGAACUCAUCGGUCAAACCAAGCUUCCGCACCUGUGUACAGGCUGCUCUUCACCAAUCUUGGUGGUGAACGUCGGUUUGCAUCUAUCAUUGCCAAGAGAUUAGAGUCUCUGGGAGCCCUAACACAAGGAGAUCGCCGCGCGGGACCAUCUUUGAGUGCCUACAAUUAUGACAGCACAUAUGGAAAGAAGGCCUUGAUGUUGAUGUAUAGGGGAAUAAUGGAGCUGGAUUCCCUUCCAAUGGUACCUCCAGGAUGUUCAUCUGAAGAACCUGAUAAAGUCCGGGAUUUUAUGGUGAAGGCAAAGGCUGCAUUAGUGUCGGUUGGGAUAGUUAGGGACACAGUUGUUGGGAAUGGAAAAGACAAUUUUAAGAUUUCUGGUCGUAUAAUUGAUUCAGACAUGCAUGAUGUUGGUCGCUUUCUCAAUCGACUGUUGGGGCUGCCACCUGAGAUUCAGAAUAGGCUUUUCGAGCUAUUUGUCGGCAUUCUAAAUCUGGUCAUUCAAAAUGCACGCACUGAGGGGCAUCUUGAUUCAGGCAUUGUUGACCUGAAAGCAAAUACUAUAGAACUACGAGGAACUCCAAAGACUGUUCAUGUUGAUCCUACAUCUGGUGCAUCAACAGUGCUCUUUACUUUCACUCUGGAUCGUGGAAUCACUUGGGAGUCUGCAAGCUCCCUGCUAGAGGAGAGGCAAAAGGAUGGCAUUGGUUCAUUGAGUGAUGGUUUCUAUGAGUCCAAGAGAGAAUGGUUGGGAAGGCGUCAUUUCAUCUUAGCGUGUGAAAGCUCUACUUCAGGAAUGUUCAAGAUAAUCCGGCCAGCUGUUGGGGAGUCAUUGAGGGAGUGGCCUUUAGUGGAGCUGAAAAACAAGUACAGAAAAAUGAGUUCCUUGGAGAAGGCUCAAAGCAGUUGGGAAGAUGAAUAUGAAGUAUCUUCUAAACAGUGCAUGCACGGCCCCAACUGUAAAAUUGGCACUUAUUGCACUGUUGGGAGGAGACUACAGGAAGUAAAUGUCCUGGGUGGCCUCAUUCUUCCUGUCUGGGGCACUAUCGAAAAGGCCCUUGCUAAGCAGGCUCGGCAAAGUCAUAAGCGCCUCCGUGUUGUGCAUAUUGAAACUACUAAUGACAGACAGCGUAUUGUGGGGCUUUUUGUACCAAAUUCAGCCAUUGAAUCUGUGCUCCAAGGUUUGGCGUGGGUUCAGGAUAUAGAUGAUUGAGAUGGCAGUUCAGCAUUUUCAUGAGUAAAUAGAUUUGACAGCCAAGUUAAAUGGCUCCGUCAGGACACCGCAACCUUAAUUAACCGAGUUACGGUAUGCAGGCAGGCAGACUUCAAUUUGUGGGAAAUGUAGGCUAACAUUCCAUUGUGGGAAAGUAUGCCCUACCACAAGAAAUUGCAUUUUUAAUCAUGUAUAUUGUUGCUCCAUUUUUGGGCGCUGAUUUUGUAUACGAAGGAGGUCUUGUCAAGAAAGGGGAGGGAUGGGUUGCUUGAUAUGUAGUUGGGAAUGAAUGUCUCGUGAACUAAGUUGCAUCAAUCCUCAUAGGGACUCAUAUGAACAAUGCAGGGAUAUUAAAUCUUUCACUCUGUUUAAGUCGACGUUUGCUUCCUCCGUGAAGUUU
Rhodamnia argentea is the source of this 4298-nucleotide messenger RNA. RefSeq names its product protein FORGETTER 1. The transcript is spliced from 32 exons. Gene Ontology annotation, cellular component: nucleus. Lineage: Eukaryota; Viridiplantae; Streptophyta; Magnoliopsida; Myrtales; Myrtaceae. Gene Ontology annotation, molecular function: chromatin DNA binding; histone binding. The record is from RefSeq and is a predicted model, not a curated record. Bases 137 to 3898 code for a protein of 1253 amino acids. Gene Ontology annotation, biological process: regulation of DNA-templated transcription.